GGAAAAAAAAACCUUUUUUCAAAAGCGGAAAUAGAAAUUUUAUUAACGGGUUCGAUUUGGUUAGGGUUUUUGUCUGGCGCCUGAGCAGUGAGUAGUGAGUCUUUGGUUCUCACUCGACUUCGUUCGCUUCAGAAGCUGUGAUUCGUACUCGCCACCAUGGGGAAAACACGUGGUAUGGGAGCUGCUCGCAAGUUGAAGUCCCACCGAAGAAGGCAGAGGUGGGCUGACAAAGCAUACAAGAAAUCACAUCUUGGAAAUGAAUGGAAAAAACCAUUUGCUGGAUCAUCUCAUGCCAAAGGCAUUGUUCUUGAAAAAAUUGGGAUUGAGGCCAAGCAGCCAAAUUCUGCUAUUAGAAAAUGUGCUCGAGUACAGUUAAUCAAAAAUGGAAAGAAGAUUGCAGCUUUUGUGCCAAAUGAUGGUUGCUUGAACUAUAUCGAAGAAAAUGAUGAAGUGCUGAUUGCUGGUUUUGGUAGAAAAGGGCAUGCCGUCGGAGAUAUUCCUGGAGUUCGAUUUAAGGUUGUGAAGGUAUCUGGGGUGUCUCUUCUUGCCCUCUUUAAAGAGAAGAAGGAGAAGCCUAGGUCUUGAAUUAUUGCUUAUAUUAGUUCCUAUCUUUUUUUAAUUUCAACAUGGUUCUCUUCUCUCUAUCCUUUUGGCCCUAUUUUCUUUCUAGUGCUUUAUGGAACUGGAACCUUACCCAUUUCAAUUUUAUGUGUGGACUUGCAAAAUAUAUGACUAUUUGUUAGUUUAUUGAUUGUUAUGGAAAGAGUAUGGUUUGU
Molecule: messenger RNA, 776 nt
Organism: Abrus precatorius (Indian licorice)
Lineage: Eukaryota; Viridiplantae; Streptophyta; Magnoliopsida; Fabales; Fabaceae
Product: 40S ribosomal protein S23
Exons: 4
Coding region: 157-585 (142 amino acids)
Biological process (GO): translation
Cellular component (GO): ribosome; cytosolic small ribosomal subunit
Molecular function (GO): structural constituent of ribosome
Source: RefSeq, a predicted model, not a curated record